AUAUUACCAAAUAAUACGGCUCAGUUUGUCAUUCUAAGCAAUUUUUGUGCUGUUUUUAUUCACAAAAUAGGUGCAAUGUUUCCGUCAAAAAACAUAAACAAAUAUUUUCGUUCAUGUGCACACUAGUUUAUUGCGACUUCAACAAAAACAAUGAUGUGAUCUCGCUUCAGUAGUUCAGCAACAAAAUACAGCGCACUCCUAUUUACCCUCUAAAAUGUCCAGUAGACCUCAAUCUAAAUCCCGUAUUAGAGUAUGUAAUAAAUCUGUGUUUCAUCUCCAAGACAAGAAAGCUGAUGAGAAUGAGUUAUCAAUUGGUUUGAUUAAAUCCGCGAAGAGGACCGGACAACUCAGUUUAUGCAACAGGGGACUGGGGACAGUGCCUGACAAUGUUUGGAAAAUUGAUGAGCUGGUAUUGGAAGAGACCAAGGAGGUUGACUUCACCAGGAAUGAUAACAGUAUGUGGUGGAAUGCUGAGCCCCUGAAGACCCUUGACCUUAGUUCCAACGUUAUAAAAGUGAUACCAGCCAAUGUCAAGUUUUUGCAACAUCUCAUCAAUCUCAAGCUGCAUGAUAAUGCCAUCUCAAGCCUCCCACCGGAAUUUGGUGAACUAAAGAGUCUUAUGAACCUGACUCUAUCUCACAAUAGACUAGCAACACUGCCCAAGGAAUUCUAUAAGUUGACGGAGUUGCGCUGUCUGAGCAUAGCCCACAAUCAACUUUCAAAAAUAGAACCAGACUUUGGAGAUUUAGUUAUGCUGAACUUUUUGGACUUAUCACACAACAAAUUGACAGUGUUACCUCCAGGAAUGGGGUAUUUAGUACGCUUAGUAGAACUAAAUCUAUCGCACAAUGAACUACAGGAAUUACCGCCUGAUAUUGUUAAUCUUCGAGAUUUGAAGAAACUGAACAUCAGCAACAAUAGUCUAAAGAAAUUACCGCCAUUAGGAGAGCUACGAAAAAUGGAAAUACUAGACGCGAAUCAUAACGACAUUGAAGAACUACCCGACUUUUAUGGCUGUAAUGCCCUAAAAGAAAUAUACAUGGCUAACAAUUUUAUCAAGAUAAUCACGGACGAGUUUUGCGACCAGAUGCAGCACUUGAACGUGUUGAACAUCAGAGACAAUAAGCUGGAAGUGCUGCCCGAGAACAUAUCGCUCUUACAGAAACUCAAGCGGCUGGAUCUUACCAACAACAAUUUGAAUAAGCUACCGCGAAACCUGGGGCUCCUCUCGCAGCUGCAGAGCAUCAACAUGGAAGGCAACAAACUGUCGUUCGUCCGCCAGGACGUGAUCCGCGGAGGCACCGACCGCGUCAUGAAGUUCCUCCGUGACCGCAUCACUGAGGAGGUGGUCAACGAGACCAGGCUUACUACUGACGAGUGGCCGGACAAGUACACGUUAAAGAAAAGCCAAGCAUUAAUGGUACCGGGACGCGAACUGACGGCAAUACCCGACCACGUGUUCGCGGCGGCCGCGGAUGCAGAAGUGCAUGUCGUCGACUUCUCUAAGAACAAGCUCAAUUCUAUACCUUCGGGCAUCGUUCAAGUGAGCGACACUCUAACAUCGCUAGUGCUGACAUCGAACAACAUAAUGAACGUGCCCGGCGAAAUCAACCGCUGUCGGCAUCUGCAGUACUUGGACUUGGGCAAGAACCUACUCAUGGAUCUGCCGCCUGAGCUAGGAGACUUGAAGAACUUGAGGGAACUAGUCAUUUCUAAUAAUAAAUUUACGAAGAUACCGAGAUGUGUGUACGACCUAGAUAACUUAGAAAUCCUGUUGGCUGCCGAGAACAAGAUAGACGAGAUCAAUGUGUCUUCCGACGCUUUAGCUAAGCUGAAGAAACUGGCUGUCUUGGACCUUAGCAACAAUAGUAUCUUGACUGUACCGCCGGAGCUGGGCAACUUCACACAUCUCAGGAGCUUGGAGUUAAUGGGGAACGUUUUCCGUCAGCCGCGGCACGCCAUACUCGCUAAGGGAACUGCGUCCGUACUCUCUUACCUAAGAGACAGAAUGCCCACCAACUAGUCUUAGUCGAUUUUGUGGCCACACCGAAAAGCGUACAUAUUGGAACUUUGUGCAAGUUCGCGUCGAUAUGAGGCUUAAUGAAACCAAAAUUAAAUAUUAGGAAUUAAAGUUUGAAUAAAUGUUUCAAAAUCAGAGUUUUUGUCUUUAGUAAAGAAAGCUUUGAAUUUAAACCAAAACUAUAAAAAAUGAUGAAGUCGUUUUAUGAAAAUUUUCAGUAAUACUUGUAGAUGAUUUUAAAGUAUUCGCAUUUUUUUCAAAUUGAUCUUUUGAAACGUGACCCUUAGCGAACUUACACAAUAUUUCUGUAAGACGUUAAAGUCAUCAGUGUUGCCAUACAAAACAAAACGCAGUCAGCUUAUAAAAGCCAAAUAUUUUCUUUUUUUUUUCGCGUACCUGAUUACGGUAAAUCUUUAUUGCUUUUUUCAUUACUGUUGUUAAAGCCUUUCGUUAUUCUUUUUUAAAUUAUAUUUUUGCUGUUGAUUUAAAUGCAAUUGUUAUUCAAUUAUGUUGCUAACAUAGUUUUUAUUGACAUCUUUGACUAACAUUAGAGACUAUGGGUUGUGAGAUAUUCAGUAUGUCAUAAAAUAUCAAGAAAUUAAUGAUAAGUAACGACGAGUAUUUACAAUUGGUUACUGCAUAGUAAAUAUAUACUUACUCAAUAUGAAUGUUAUUUGCCAAAUGUGAGGAAAUCAUUUAUAUUUUUGGACACAUUGUUUGAAUGUUAUGCAACGUUGCAAAUGCAGAGGCAAAUGUUGACCACAGGCUGUAAUUUUUAUUAUCUUAUAAUAUCCACCGUUUUUGAUCCAGAAAUAAAUAAUGUUCAUAAAUUAAGCCUAGAAUAGAAAAUUAUCAAAUACAAUGUUAAGCUAACAGUGUUAAUCCAUAUAUUCAGCAGUUUUAAAUUAGGUGUUACUAACUACCUACUUACACGUUGUUUGAAAUUCAACCAAAGUAUUGCUCCAAGUACCUGAAGUUUAUUUUAUGUAAUAUACACAGCCUUUUACGUUGGUGGCUUGAGUGCGCAAAAGUAUUAUAAAUAUACCUAAAGCAAAGAAAUGCACAAGUUUGUUGAAAAUUUAUGAGCACAAUAUUAUAAAAAUGGAAAUCUAUGAGCAUAUCGCGUGAUUAUGAAAUAUAUGCUUUAAAAGUA
This is a messenger RNA of Helicoverpa zea (corn earworm), 3173 nucleotides long. RefSeq names its product leucine-rich repeat-containing protein 40-like. NCBI's taxonomy places the organism in Eukaryota, Metazoa, Arthropoda, Insecta, Lepidoptera, Noctuidae. The record is from RefSeq and is a predicted model, not a curated record. Bases 215 to 2023 code for a protein of 602 amino acids. The transcript has 11 exons. Gene Ontology annotation, molecular function: protein binding.